UUGAGUAUUUGGUUUCGCUCUGAACUGGACUGGAAACCAGCAUUAGCAUCAGCAAACAAAUCGCACAUCGAACAUCAACAAGCUUUUAUAACCCAUUUUUUUUCCUCCCCACAUCACAACUGCCGGCACAAAUGCAAAGAUGAAGCUCAACUCUGCCUUCUGCGUAACUGUUUUUACCAUCUCGGUAGCCCGUGCCAUCCCAGUGUCCAUGCCCGCAUUGACGGCAAGGGGGGACGCCGGGGUCGGAGCUGGGGCCGGAGCGGGAGCCACGACCGGGGAACUCAAACCUGCAGGACCUGAAGGCAAGUGUGGUGCGGGCUUUACCUGCAAGGGGUUUGCAAAGGGCACCUGCUGCAGUCAGUUUGGCUUUUGCGGAAGCUCGGAAGCACACUGCGGCACGGGUUGCAACCCGAAAUUUGGGACAUGUGGUACUUCAAGUGGGGGUGCCAACCCGUCAGCCGACGGCAAGGAGACGACGCCAACCACUCCCCCGGCAGCCGGUACUGCCCCAUCGACCCCGCCAACCACCAGCGACCCCAGCACAGCCACGAAGGAUAAGCCAGUCGACGGCAGCAGCCCUCCAGCCACUCCUGAGCCUGCCACUCCAAAGCCCGAUGGUGCUGGGACAGGGGCCGCUGGGACGGCGAACCCCGCCCCCGGAGCGGCUGGCUCUGAGCCAGCCCGGAGCCCCGGGACGACGCCUCCCGCACCUCCUCCCACUGUGGAGCCUCCGACGAAACAAAACAACGGCACUGCCACUGCGGGUGCGGCCCAGCCGGGUCCACCCGCCACCUCUACCAUCACCACCACCACCACCACCACCAACCCAGCCCCCGUCGCCCCCGUCGCCCCCGCCGCCCCUGCUGCUAACGGUACCCUGCCAUCGGCGGCAUCUACCGCUGGCCAGGGCAGUCUAGAUUCUGGCAAAGCUGCCCCCGCCGACCCUGUCACGACCGCGGGUUUGCCGACGGAUGGGAAACAAAACUAG
Molecule: messenger RNA, 988 nt
Organism: Pyricularia oryzae 70-15
Lineage: Eukaryota; Fungi; Ascomycota; Sordariomycetes; Magnaporthales; Pyriculariaceae
Exons: 1
Coding region: 140-988 (282 amino acids)
Molecular function (GO): chitin binding
Source: RefSeq, a predicted model, not a curated record